AUGAUGUUAUUCAUACUAAAAGUUCUUACAUGGGAUAAAACUAUUUUGGAACCAGUGAUUAUGUGUGGAAUGAUUGGAUAUCCCAAUUAUCUGAAAUUUUUCUCAAAGCCAUUGAAUUGGAUAAAUAUAUUUGAAUUUGUAAAUUCUUAUCGCUACAUAGGCAAUAAUACCUGUGAGAAAGUUAUACAUCAGCGCAAUUGUUGUUGGGUUAUGGAAUCCCUUUGUAAUGCUUUACUAAGGUGUACCAUUACAUACCCUUGGUUCAAAUUUAAAAAUGUCAUUUCAACCGUUUUUUCAGACUACAAUCUUGAAUAUAUCCCGGCAAAUGUAUCAAAACGCGACAUUGCCAAUGUGGCACGAUUCAUCGCCACGUUCAACGAGAAACACAAUGUAGAAAUGUUGACCAAUAUCAAAAUAUUCAUUCAAAGAUCUGUUGAUAUAUAUAAAGUGUUUGAGGCAGACAGUAAUUGUUAUGCAUCGUUUAAAGAACAGGCGGUGCAAGACAGGCACUCUGCUGCUUGGGGGAUACUUGACACAAUGCACCUUACCGGUAUCUGCGUGGCUCUAGAUGAGAAUUACGGCGAGAGAGAGAAUUUGAUCAAGUUAUGCAAUUGCUUGGAGGUUACAUUGGGACAUAUAACUAAACUGGAAAAAUUGAAUAUAUAUAGAAAUUUAAGCUAUUUAUUGAAGAAUCGCUACAAUGUUUGGGUUGAUCAAGAUGUGAUCUCCACACGCGUUUUCGGUGAAAAUUCUGUACAGGUAAUGCGCACUUCGAGAAUCCCAUUUUGA
Messenger RNA from Babesia microti strain RI, 789 nucleotides. RefSeq lists its product as hypothetical. The coding region runs from base 1 to 789 and encodes 262 amino acids. NCBI's taxonomy places the organism in Eukaryota, Apicomplexa, Aconoidasida, Piroplasmida, Babesiidae. The record is from RefSeq and is a predicted model, not a curated record. The transcript has a single exon.